UUUUUGCCUCGAGUCCUUGACCACUCUAUAUAUAUACCCACAAAGCUAGAUAUCUUCUUUCAACCAAAAAUCAACACUAAAGUGGUACUGUCAUCUACAAUGGCUCUCAAGCUUCUGCUACUCCUAGUGGCAACUCUUCUUCUAGUGUCUACCAAGGCCUUCCCAUUUUUCCCAAGUAAUGAUGAAGAAUACAGUACACAGGCUUUAACUGUAAGCCCAUCAGUCCCAGUGCCAGUGCCAGCACCUGCGCCGGCUGUCCCAGUGAAGGCACCCACUCCUGCACCGCUAGUUAAACCAUCACCACCACCACCAGCGGCCCCGAAAGUUCCCACUCCUUCCCCUCCAGUAAACCCUCCUACCAAACCAAUGCCUAAAAUCAGGACAAUAGCCGAUUGUGUUCCUUUGUGUGGAGAGAGGUGCAAAGCACACUCGCGGCCGAAUGUAUGCCAAAGAGCUUGCAAGACUUGCUGUGUUCGAUGCAAAUGCGUGCCUCCGGGAACUUACGGCAACCGAGAGAUGUGUGGAACUUGCUACACUUCCAUGAUGAGUCGCAACAGACCCAAGUGCCCCUGAAAUGCUCUGUCACUUCUCAAGCCUACUUGAUUUUAGUAUUGAAGUAAGCAAGUAGUUGGUUUGCUAGUAGUAAUCUUUGUCAGACGAUAUUCAGUUCAUAAUAUUAUUAGAUUUUGUCUAGUCAUGAUCUGUACGACUGUAGACUGUAAUUUAAUGCGAUUCUAAUAAAAUAAUGCUUUUUAGAAGUUUUGUU
Tripterygium wilfordii is the source of this 766-nucleotide messenger RNA. Its product is annotated as gibberellin-regulated protein 14-like. The transcript is spliced from 4 exons. Bases 100 to 573 code for a protein of 157 amino acids. Lineage: Eukaryota; Viridiplantae; Streptophyta; Magnoliopsida; Celastrales; Celastraceae. The record is from RefSeq and is a predicted model, not a curated record.